ACCACCGCGAGAAGGACUACUCCGGCAGCUAAGAAGGAGAAGGAGAAUGAGGCAGCCUGUAGCAAAGAGGCUGUGGUGGUCAAGAAGGAGGGGAAGGGCAAAGGGAAGGAGAAAGCGACGGAAACGCCCGAAGAUAGACGUCUGGGCGCGAUGCGCGCUGUGAAUCAAGCCUCACAGAGCCUCUCUGUCCUGGUGCAGUCUGGAUGGAAAUACACCUCCGAUGCGGGGGGUGCCGCGCAGAAGAAGUCUGCGGCAGCAAGUGCAGCGGAUGUGGCACGACAUCUUGCAACCCUGCGCGAACUUUCUGACGCUGAUGCGAUGUUGGACGUCGAGCGCGCAGCGGGAAGCCUCUCAGGGAAACUUGUUGCUUUGGAGAUGUACGACGCCGCCCUUCUCGCAUUGCGCGCGAUGCAUCCAAGACUGUGUCGGCUACUUGGCUUAGCUCCAUUGUCAACUAAUUCCACGCAGCUCGAUCUACUCAGUAUAUCAUUACCCGACGAAGCCACUACUCCUACGCCAACCCUGCUCACCCUCACAACUACAUUUCUACUUCACACACUGACUGUCCUCUCGUCCCAGACACCUUCAAAGGUUCCCUUGACCUCGUUCGUGGGCUGUCUCACGUUGUC
Mycena citricolor is the source of this 629-nucleotide messenger RNA. The record is from the annotation of a GenBank genome assembly. NCBI's taxonomy places the organism in Eukaryota, Fungi, Basidiomycota, Agaricomycetes, Agaricales, Mycenaceae.